Conger conger (European conger) is the source of this 3088-nucleotide messenger RNA. It is a transcript of the gene bmp6, whose product is annotated as bone morphogenetic protein 6. Gene Ontology annotation, cellular component: extracellular region. Gene Ontology annotation, molecular function: growth factor activity; cytokine activity. Lineage: Eukaryota; Metazoa; Chordata; Actinopteri; Anguilliformes; Congridae. The transcript has 7 exons. Gene Ontology annotation, biological process: SMAD protein signal transduction. The coding region runs from base 508 to 1788 and encodes 426 amino acids. The record is from RefSeq and is a predicted model, not a curated record.
UGUGCGGAGUACUGAAGUCACUAUGGAUAAACUGUAAAAGUCGCGGAGGACGCCAGCCAACUAGACAGCUUGAACAUGUUUGAUAGUUAUACAAUUUUUGCUGCACGGAUACAGUAAUUUAAAAUGUUUUCUUCAAAUAGGUUGUUUUUUGUUUCAGUCCUUUACAACAUAGAUAUUUGACCCGGUCUAGAAACUAAGAGGAUUCGGACUUCCAAACUGAAAGGCUCAACUUUUUGCUAUAUGAAGCGGAAAGCCCCGCUCCAGGAUUAAUGGAGAUACGCCGGAGCGAGAAAGUCCUAGGACAACUCAUCAACACCUUUCGCGUUGGAUAAUAGAUAUUUCAUAUGGCGUGAAGAAUUUUGCAUCUUGGUUAUUCUUCCAAAGGCUGGGGAGCAACUUGCAAGUAAAAAAAGAUAAUCAGAGAAGAUUAUCACACCAUAUUAAGACGGAUAAAAUAAAGACAGUUAUAUAAAACCCACUACCCUAAAACUGCAAUCUGGGCAUACCAUGAUAAGCUACUCUUUUACUGUUGGGGGGUUGUGGUGGAUCACAUAUUGUAUUAUGCUUGUUGUAGGCAGCAAUUAUUUAUUUGAUGGAAAUAACGAGAUCCAUCCGAGCUUUGUUCACCGGCGGUUGCGGACUCACGAGAAAAGAGAGAUGCAAAAAGAGAUUCUCUCUAUACUCGGGCUGCCGCACAGACCCCGACCGCAUCUGUCACACGGCAAAUACAACUCGGCACCCCUCUUCAUGCUAGAUCUUUACAAUACUAUAUCAAGUGAAGAAAAAACAGAUAUGGAAGGGAUUUUGGACCAGUACAAAUCAAUGUUCGCCACUCAAGGACCUCCCCUGGCCACGUUUCAGGACAACACGUUCUUGAACGAUGCUGAUAUGGUGAUGAGCUUUGUCAAUUUAGUGGAGUACGACCGAGAGCUCUCCCCACAGCGGCAACAUCACAGGGAGUUCAAAUUCAACCUCUCCCAGAUCCCGGAGGGGGAGGCCGUCACUGCCUCUGAGUUCCGCCUCUACAAGGAGUGCGUCAGCCAGGCCUUCAAGAACGAGACCUUCCGCCUCACCGUCUACCAGGUGGUGCAGGAGCACCCGGAAAGGGACGCCGACCUCUUCCUGCUGGAGUCUCGGAAGCUGUGGGCAGCCGAGGAAGGCUGGCUGGAGUUUGACAUCACGGCCACCAGCAACCUGUGGGUGAUGAGCCCCAACCAUAACCUGGGGCUCCAGAUCAGCGUGGAGACCAGCAAUGGGAGGAGCAUCAGCCCGAAGGAGGCGGGGCUGGUGGGCCGUGACGGGGCUCUGGAGAAGCAGCCCUUCAUGGUGGCGUUCUUCAAAGUGAGCGAGGUGCGCGUACGCUCGGCCCGCUCCACGGGCAGGCGGCGGCAGCAGAACCGCAACCGCUCCGCCCAGCCGCAGGAGUCCUCCAAGGGCCCCGGCCUAUCAGAUUACAACAGCAGUGACCAGAAGACAGCUUGCAGAAAGCAUGAGCUGUACGUGAGCUUCCGGGAACUUAGCUGGCAGGACUGGAUUAUCGCACCGGAGGGAUAUGCUGCCAACUACUGUGAUGGAGAGUGCUCCUUCCCCCUUAAUGCCCACAUGAAUGCCACCAACCACGCCAUUGUGCAGACAUUGGUCCACCUCAUGAACCCGGAGAACGUCCCCAAACCCUGCUGUGCCCCUACGAAGCUGCACGCCAUCUCCGUGCUCUACUUCGACGACAACUCCAACGUCAUCCUGAAGAAGUACAAGAACAUGGUGGUGAGAGCCUGUGGCUGCCACUGACCCCAGCGGACCAUCGCCAGCUCAACUGCUGCAGCAGAACCUGCCUGUACGCUGCACGGGUGUCGUGUGUGUGCGUGAGAGAGAGUGUGUGUAUGAAAUAUUACCAGUUACCUUCGCCCCCCUGCUCUUCACUGCAGCGACUCAGGGCGAUCGAAGGACUGCUACAUGACCAGAAAAAUGUGCUGCUUUCUCCUCUGACCGGAACACCCCUUUGGCCUUUCACACCAGUCCGAACUCUUGUGGUGUGUUUUUCGCAUGGCGAACGAUCAGGCAUAAUCAGUCAUCCAUUUUAAAGCUUCAGGAUGAGGGACUGAUUAGUAUGUCAACCCAUAGAAAACAAUUCCAAUGGUGAGAUGUAGUCAGAUGUCACUGAAUUAAAAUAAAGCUUUUUAGGACAGUGGGGAAAAAAAUAUUAACCAAACCAGAUUCUAUUUCUAAUACAGAUAUCUAUAUCAGACUAACCAAAGCUUGAUGUUAACAUGAAAUUCUAUUUGAACUUAAUGAAAGGUAUUACGAAAGGUAUUAUGAUACCUUUUAUAAGUUACGUAACUGUUCAAACCUUCCUACAAUUCUUCGCUGCUCCACAUAGUAUAUGCAGGAGUUUCCUACUCACAAACCCCCUGACCCAAAAAGCCAGAUCUGAACCAGUUAAGACUGUUGUUACAUUUGUAAACAAAUCUAUAUUACAGUGCAUAAAUAUUUUACUGUAUCCUAAUCAUUUUUUGUUGAUAUUUAACCAAGUUUAGUGUCGAUGUAAUGACUCAGUCUGUUUCAAAAAUUUUGACGUCACAGCAUUCUAAAAAUCAUUACAACUUGGUACAAUUAUGGUUCCAUAACAAGCACAAAACCUUUUGACAGAAAAAUAUCUGUUGCAGCAAUAAAAUAAAAAGUGCAGUUCACUCAACAAGUUUAUUUAUCCCACCACAAAUUAUGAACUUUGACAAGAAAAAAUACCUCCAGAAGCUGCUGUUUUUCUGAAUCAUGUUUAGACUUCCACUUGUGUGUAAAUACUUGUACAUUUUUCAGCUUAUUUAUUGCACCUCAUAAACGACAUGCCAUCUUACAAAGAAACAAAGACGACUAUUUUUGGAAAAGAAGUUUUAUUACAAAAUCUUUGCAGAAAUCCAUGUUAGCAACUCGCUAUUAUUUUUGUUGCCAUAUUCUUUUGUAAAAAAAACAAAAAAAACUUCAUGGACAGUGGACAACCCACUCAUAGAAAAUAUGACUUUCCUUCACUCGAGCCUGUCUACACCAUGUGCUAUCCAUAAAGGUUUUACUGACAUUAAAGUGGUUUACCUGU